Didymodactylos carnosus is the source of this 405-nucleotide messenger RNA. The record is from the annotation of a GenBank genome assembly. NCBI's taxonomy places the organism in Eukaryota, Metazoa, Rotifera, Eurotatoria, Philodinida, Philodinidae.
AUGCAUCAUUACAUAUUAUUCACAUCUUAUUUAUUUAUCAGUGCAUUAUAUUUAGUACCGGUUGUACGUUGUCAAUAUGGAAAUUUAUGUUGUGUUACACUGACAGCUGGAUGUUGCCUCGAUUUUUAUGGAAGAUGUUGUCCGCCAGCAGUUUUAGUAGAGAAUGCUCUAUUGGCAGGUCCCUUUUAUGGUGGUGGAGGAUGGAGAAACGACGGCUGGAAUCGCGGAGAUUGGGAACACCGAGAUCACAGCGGAUUUCAAGGAGAUUUUCAUGGGAGACAUGGUGAUGGAGGUUUUAAUUAUGGUGGAGGAGAUUUUCAUCAUGGUGAUGGUGGUUUUAAUUAUGGUGGAGGAGAUUAUCAUCAUGGCGGUGGCGGUAGAGGACAUGGAGGAUAUUCAGGUUAA